Messenger RNA from Ilex paraguariensis (yerba mate), 327 nucleotides. NCBI's taxonomy places the organism in Eukaryota, Viridiplantae, Streptophyta, Magnoliopsida, Aquifoliales, Aquifoliaceae. The record is from the annotation of a GenBank genome assembly.
AAAAUGUCGAUUCCUCGAAUUAGUGCUGCGAAAAGUGAUGUCUUGAUGGCUUUGUUGCUUCAAAACAAACAACGGGGCAUAGUGCCUAAACGAGGCAGCAUGACAACCCAACACUUUAGGAAUCUGUUAAGGCGGAUGAAAAGGGGGUUGUCGGCAUUUAGCAUGGAUCAAAUUGACCUUGUGAAGAUUAUCUUUUUCUGGAAGAAGCAAUACUUCACUAUCAAGUCUAUGUUGAAGAUAAAGAUGUUUGCUUGGGACUUGGCUAACUUGUGCGUCGUCGAUGGGCUGAUCGUUGAAGCGCAUGACUGCUUAGUGGAAAGUGUUUAA